AUGGUUGGUUGGCUAUUCUUUGCCACAGAGGAGUAUUCAGGAAGCAUCAUCUACGUUGAACUCAAAUGUCUUUACACAUCCAAAUCAAUAAUCAAAAGUGGGAAUACAUUAACACUGAAAAGUUCUACUGCUAUAAGAGUUCAAACUCAUCGUCAUUGCUUUACAUCAAGUGUUUUACACAUUUUUAUUCUAUCGUCGCAAGCUCUUGAUUAUGUCAGUAUUUAA
Clunio marinus is the source of this 225-nucleotide messenger RNA. Lineage: Eukaryota; Metazoa; Arthropoda; Insecta; Diptera; Chironomidae. The record is from the annotation of a GenBank genome assembly.